AUGGCCGCCAUGCAAAUCAAGAAGACACUCCUCGACCUCAACGAUGACUGUCUCUCCGAGAUUUAUCGCGCGUUGCAGACGAAGGAAUUCAUCCCAAUCAAGUCGUCCUUUAUAAUCGUCAACGAUCAACAAGCAAACCCUUUCACGGCACUGAAGUGCUUCUCCGUCACUUGCAAGCGCCUGCGACGCGUUUCGUCGCCAUUCGUCUUCAAAGGUAUCAGAAUCGGCCACAACUGGGAAUGGGAUCGGGUAGGUCGCGCACUAGUCGACAUUUCUGAGAACUCAUCGGCUGCGAAAUAUGCCACGACUUUCGUUCUUGAUACCGGUGCUGAGCACACGACGCGUGUGAACAAGCACGGAGGAACCUUCAUAAGCCGCAAGGAGCAGUCUACGAAGCCAAGUGUCGAUCUUGCACUAGCGUUUGGCACUGCCUUGCGCAAGAUGGCCAAUCUCGAGGAUUUGGCCUUGGCCGUAGAGCCCUGGAAAGUUUUCGAGGAAAAUGUGCCAAAAACGGCCCUGGAUCAGCUCUCGAUUAAGCGUGUCACCCUCGGCGUCUGGAUGGGAUCUUGGAUCUGCGAUCUGUGCCCACAAUUGCAGGACAUACACCUUGAAUCGUGGGAGGAGUCACUGGAGCUGCUUGGGGACAGAGCAUUGCUCUCGCUGCCUUCCCUAAGAAACCUCAAUCUGCACAUCUACUGGACCAAUUUCAUGGUCUCAACUCUUUCCCGCAAAGCUCCUCAACUCGAGGUUCUAAACCUGUCAAGAUACGGUGACCCGAUCCACAGCCUCCCUCCUAUCUUGGCGCGCUUUCCGAACCUGAGAGAGCUCUAUCUAAGCAGCACGAUUGAACUCUACAACAACCUUCCGCAGCCUCAGCGUGCGCCUCUCGGACCAGACAAGAACAGCGCGCUCAAAGAUUUUUGCGUGCAAGUAAGCACAGCCUUGUUCAAGGAGUGCAAAGCACUGAAGUCGCUCGACUUCAAGGAGCUCGACUUCCAGGACGGCUAUUACGUGGAGAAGAGGCAACGCUCUGAUGGGAGCGUCAACUUCGACCUGAGUUACACGAAGUCACGCAAAGGUGAAUUUGACGGACUGCGCCGAGAUGGUUCAUCCCUUUAUUGA
This is a messenger RNA of Cercospora beticola, 1122 nucleotides long. RefSeq lists its product as uncharacterized. The record is from RefSeq and is a predicted model, not a curated record. NCBI's taxonomy places the organism in Eukaryota, Fungi, Ascomycota, Dothideomycetes, Mycosphaerellales, Mycosphaerellaceae.